GUGUCCGGGCGGGGAGAUGGGGAGGGCGGUCCCCUCUCGGCUCCGCCCUUCCUUCGCCCUUCCGCCCCGGCGGAGCGGAACCCGGCGGGCGGCGCGGCCGGCGGGGCGGAGCGGGGCACGAUGAGCACGAAGCAGGUGACGUGCAGGUACUACGUGCAGGGGGUGUGCCGCGAGGGGAGCAAGUGCCUGUUCUCGCACGACCUCUCCAGCAGCAAGCCCUCCACCGUCUGCAAGUACUACCAGAAGGGGCAGUGCGCGUACGGAGCCCGCUGCAGGUACGAUCACACCAGGCUCCCUGCGCCGGGGUGGGGAGCGGCCCCUGCACCCCCUGUCCCACCGGCAGCGCCGCAGGGCCCCCGGCACCCCCCUGAGCACAGCGCCCCGGUCACCAGGAGCAAACUGCACGAGGCUGGCAAGAGGGAGAAGAAGACACUGGUGCUGAGGGACAGAAAUCUGUGUGGCUUGGCUGAAGAGAAGCACAAACCCAGUGCCACGGGCGAUGUGGUGUGCUGCAGUGACCAAAAUGAUAAUCUGGAAGUGAAGCCCCAUUCCUACCUGGAAGCUAUCUGCAGCGGGCUGGAGGACCCGGUGGCUGGAGGCUCCUAUGCGGAUGCAGAGCAGUUGUGUCCCUACGCUGCUGCAGGCGCCUGCCACUUCGGAGAGCGCUGCCUCUACAUCCACGGGGACGUGUGUGAGAUAUGUGGGCUGCAAGUCCUCCACCCUUUCAACCAGGAGCAGAGGAAGGCUCACGAGAUGAUGUGCAUGGCGACAUUCGAGCACGACAUGGAGAAGGCCUUUGCCUUUCAGGCAAGUCAGGACAAAGUGUGCAGUAUCUGCAUGGAAGUGGUGUAUGAGAAGCCAUCGGCCUCCGAGAGGAGGUUUGGGAUCCUUUCCAACUGCAACCACACGUACUGCUUGUCCUGCAUCCGGCAGUGGAGGUGUGCCAAGCAGUUCGAGAAUCCCAUCAUAAAGUCUUGCCCCGAGUGCCGUGUGAUAUCCGAGUUCGUCAUUCCCAGCGCCUACUGGGUAGAAGACCAGGAGAAGAAAAACGAGCUGAUUGAAGCAUUUAAGCAGGGAGUGGGGAAAAAGCCCUGCAAGUACUUUGAACAAGGGAAGGGAACAUGCCCGUUUGGAGGGAAGUGUCUUUACCUUCACGCUUACCCGGAUGGGACACGAGCCGAGCCUGAAAAGCCAAGGAAGCAGCUCAGCUCCGAGGGCACGGUGCGGUUCUUCAAUUCUGUUCGUCUGUGGGACUUCAUUGAAGACAGAGAGAGCAGGACUGUGACCAGCACAGACGAUGACGUAACCGAACUGGGAGAACUGUUCAUGCACCUCUCGGGGGCCGAUGAGGACUCUGCUACUUCUCAAUAAAGAGGACGUGAGGUGCUUCUGCCUAUAGCGAUCCAGCUAUUUAUUUAGUGAUGCUUUGACUUUAUACAGCACAGUUAGGAUGAGCGUGCCCUGUGGUGGAUUUGUGCAGUCCUGGUAAGGUUUUCAGAUAGUUUUUGUAUGGCAACAAGAAGAUUAAAAUAUAUUUAAAAAAAGAUAAACUGAUUGCAUGGAAAAAAAGAGUCCCUUAAAUCCAAUAGGGUUUUCUCCCUCUUUGGCCCAACAGAUGCUGUCCUGGGGGCUGAGGGGCAGUGUAAAUACAGCUCCUCCCUUACCUUUUAAAGCUUAAGCUGUUAAAAACUGUUGCUAAAUCAGUUUGGGGUGGGUUUGGCUUGUGUUGGUUUUGGUUUUGUUUUUCACACUAAAUCAACUAACUGUGUAUCUACAAAACCCCACUGAGGAAUAAUGGUCAGCAAAGCUUUUUCUUCCUUAAAAAGGACAUUUAAGAACUAAUACAUUAUACCUCAAAGUAGGACCUAGAGUUCAGAGUAAACUCAGAGCAGUGCCAGAGUCACAACAGACAGCUAAACUGAACCUGCAGCACAACUUGGAUUCUGGAAACUGUCAUGAGAGGAAGGAGUGAGGUGCAGGAACAGUUGCAACAGCAGCAGGGACACUGUUGUUCAGUUUACCUAGUUCAAAUGUCUUUAACUGGGAAACCUUGAUUCCGUUCAAUGAAGUAGCCUGAGUUAAGUAACUGCAUUUUCUGAUCUCAGGUCAGUGAUCUCACAGUUUGCAAGUAUACACUGUAAGUUAUUUCAGUUAUGAGUUUUAGCUCCUGCCUUUCUUAACUGUGUGGCUGACAUAGGUGGGAUUCCCCAUCCCCACAUGCCUCUAGCACAGGACAAGGAUGCCUUGCUGAAGCUCCAGGACAGUCCCAGAACAGCCCCACUUCCACGCAGCUCCAGUCCCAGCCCAAAGCCACUGUCAGUGAAGCCCCGGCAGUUGUCCAGGCACUGCCCUCAUAUGGGAUGUGCCAAGGCUGGGUAAGGGCAGUGCUGUGAGGGAUUAAAGCACGUCUCUUCUGAGGUAAUGAAGCUGCUGCUGAAUCUUGGUUUUGUUCAGAAUUGUGUUGCAAAAGCUUUGAGCAAAAGCAAUGUGAUGGUGAAAUCUGAUGUGAGAAGUUAAUGCUGUGAAGCCAUUUGUAUUAACUUGGCAGUUCAACUAAGAAUUCAGUCUGAAAUGGCUCCUGAGCAAUACAGCAUGAAACCAGUUGAGUGCAAGCAGCGAUCUCUCGAGCACAUGCAGCAGAGGGUCUUCAAAUCAGUAGAGGGCCAAUGCGGACAAAACCUCGUACCCUUGAAGGGUGCUGUUGGCUUAAAGACUCAAGUGUUCCAGAAGGGUCAACUGCUGAGACAACAGAAGUUAUUUGUAUUGUGAGGCAAAGCGUGUUUAGAGACACUUGUGCAAAAGCCUCGCAUCAGCAAGGCACAUGGGGCACUGCUCAGAUGGCUGAAAAUGGGGAUCUAUGUCCCUGUCACAAAGCAAACAGCAGAACCUUCAGCUGGGGUUCAGACAUUUUAAACUGCAUCAAAUUAGUGACUCCAGUAUUGCUCGUUUCCACCAUGGGUUGGCAUUUCUGGGUCAGAACUGAAGCUGAGGAGCCUCACCUGAGGAGGGUGGAAAUCACUGCAUUUCCCUGAGGGUUCCAGCAGAAGAGGGAGAGCUCCUCCCACCUCUGCUGGCCAACAGCUCCCUCCCCUUGACCACGCACAUGUUGCUCCGGUUCUCACCCAGGAAAUGGAACUUUUCCACAGUUAUUUCCCCCCUAAGGUUAAUUUUUCACAGUGCUUACUGCAAAGUCAGGCCUCAGCUUGGCACAAUCUGUAACUGCUUACUGGUCAGUGGCACAUGAAGGUACCAGUGAGGCACGUGAAUGUUGUUCAUCACCAAUCACAAAGGUGAGGAAAAGAAAGUAAUAAAAUACAUCCCAAAGUCAUCAAUGGAGGGGAUGUGCUUUACCUUAAACAAGGCAUUCCUGGUUUCCCUUGCCCCAUGAAGACAUAAACCAGGUAGCAGUAGUCUGAAAUUAAAAAGACAGCUUGUUUUUCAAAGCUACACAGGGACAACGUAAAGAGAAGUUUUAAUUUAACAUAACCUGUUUUAAAAAUUAGGGAUUAAUGGUUUCUUUUAGACCUAAAGUAGCAGCAGCUUACCAUGUCUUCUUUUUCUUAACUAUUUUAUAUUAUAAUGAAGGUAAUAUGAGAGAUAAAUAACAUUUACAGAGGUGUGCACAGAGAAAGACACAAAAUCCCAAGCUUCCAUGUCAGGAAUGGGCACUUGGCUUCCAUUCUUUCCCUAGUAAACAUAUUUAAACAAUGCUAUUUCAAAACCAAAUUCAUAGAUUAACCCACCUAUUUUUUGUCAUCUGUGGAGUUCAGCCAAGACAAAACACUCGCUUGGACCUGAGCAAACAACAGGGCCACGGAAGAUAAAACACAGCAAAACUGGUGCGGUGCAACAGCUUCAUCGUCCAGCAGUGUAGGACCUGAAUCAGCGGAUGCUGCUGGGAGGUUGCUGCAGGAGAGUAAAAGCCAUCCUGUAAUGGAAGUGACUGGAAACCUGGAGGUGGUCGGAUCAAGUGUGGUUUUACUUAAACUGCUUUUAAAAAAUCAUUCUGAAUGUCAUUUUCUGAGUUUUUCCAAUCUAGAUGUACAUGUCAAGAGCGAUGGAUUACUACAUUAAAUGAUGACAUUGAA
Strigops habroptila (Kakapo) is the source of this 4088-nucleotide messenger RNA. It is a transcript of the gene MKRN2, whose product is annotated as makorin ring finger protein 2. Gene Ontology annotation, molecular function: ubiquitin protein ligase activity; metal ion binding. Gene Ontology annotation, biological process: protein polyubiquitination. The record is from RefSeq and is a predicted model, not a curated record. Bases 121 to 1371 code for a protein of 416 amino acids. The transcript is spliced from 8 exons. NCBI's taxonomy places the organism in Eukaryota, Metazoa, Chordata, Aves, Psittaciformes, Psittacidae.